Molecule: messenger RNA, 1223 nt
Organism: Parasteatoda tepidariorum (common house spider)
Lineage: Eukaryota; Metazoa; Arthropoda; Arachnida; Araneae; Theridiidae
Product: sn-1-specific diacylglycerol lipase ABHD11
Source: RefSeq, a predicted model, not a curated record
GAUUACAACAAUGAAGGCCGCAAUUGAAGAAAAAACAGCUAUGUCAAGGUUUUUGUUUUUUAUAUCAAGGUUCAAGGUUUGAGUUGCAUGAUAUGAAGUUAGAUGUUUAUAUGUUCGCAUAUUUCCUGUCAGAUACUAAAUGACAUCGCAAACGAAGCGAUAAAAUUUUCUAACAGCGGCAGAAUGGCAGACCUCAAGCAACAGCUUCAAGUCAAAUGAUGUAGAACACAAUUACUCAUUAUUUUGUGAUGAGAUGAACUGGUAAAAACGUGUUCUGCAUAAUCUAAUAACAUAAAGUGACAGGUCAAAAAACUUCAAUAUUUGUUAUAAUGUAUUUGAAUCGUCAGAAGGAAGCAAUCCAGACUUGACACCGAUCAUUUUCUUGCAUGGAAUGUUGUGUUCUAAGGAAAUGUGGGACAACAUACCUCAGGCUAUAGCUGAUGAAACAAAGAGAAAAAUCUAUGCCUGUGAUGCUAGAAAUCAUGGAGAAAACGUUCAUACAGAUGUAUUCAAUUUCGAUCUUACAGUCGAAGAUUUACUCAAUUUUAUGGAUCGGAAGGACAUUCCGAAAGCAAUUUUAGUGGGUCACAGUAUGGGUGGAAUGACAUCUAUUAUUGCUUCUAUUAAAAAGCCAGAAAGAGUAGAGAUGAUAUUUUCCGUUGAUGUAUUUAUUAAGAAAAUCCCGAAAGAGAUGACAGAAAAACUCACUCAAUUUACAACUUUGUUCGCCAACACUGUGCGAAAUAUUCCAAAAGAGACUCCAGAAUCUGAAGUUGUCAAGACCGUUGUUACGCGAUUGUAUGAAAAUUUCCCCGAAGACUCUGAUUUUCAAAAGGAGAAAGAAUCUAUGAUGAAAUCAAAAUAUAUUUUUAAAAGGAAACCUGAUGGAGGGUAUGAUGUAUCUUUUAACGAGGAUGCAAUUUUGAAAUUUGCAAAAGAUGCAGACCAGUAUGAGUGUGUACCAGAUGGUCAAUUUAAGGGUCCUGCUUAUUUCCUUUACGGCACUAAAUCUGAUGUUCAAGUAUCUAAAGAAGAAACCAAUAUAAAGAUGCACUUUCCUGUAGCAAAGUUAAUAGCAUUUGAAGGAGCUACACACAGUUUGCACAUAGAUUUUCCUGAUAAAUUUAUCAAAACACUUUUAGAUUAUUUGUAAUGAAGAGACCUGAAGUUUUGAACAUUUAUGUAACAUAAUCAUUUCUACCAAUCUCAAAGCCAUGUCAUGA